Baudoinia panamericana UAMH 10762 is the source of this 1824-nucleotide messenger RNA. RefSeq lists its product as uncharacterized. Gene Ontology annotation, molecular function: tRNA threonylcarbamoyladenosine dehydratase activity; ubiquitin-like modifier activating enzyme activity. Gene Ontology annotation, cellular component: mitochondrial outer membrane. NCBI's taxonomy places the organism in Eukaryota, Fungi, Ascomycota, Dothideomycetes, Mycosphaerellales, Teratosphaeriaceae. Gene Ontology annotation, biological process: cyclic threonylcarbamoyladenosine biosynthetic process. The transcript is spliced from 2 exons. The coding region runs from base 47 to 1582 and encodes 511 amino acids. The record is from RefSeq and is a predicted model, not a curated record.
CUUUCCAUCUCACGGUUUCCAACAUGAAUCUUCUCAGAGGCAAGCAAUGUCAGCAUGGACGACGUGGCUUGCUACCAGGACGUCGGAAGUCGCUUCAUCGCAUCGAGUCCAGCUCGCGUUGACCGCCGCUGUUGCUGUAGCAUUCGGCGUCAGCGCAACGAUUGGUCUGCAGAGCGCGCGGCGAUGGUAUGAAGUACAUGAUCUGAAGGAAUCCAUACCAGACUUAGAGUCGCCUCAUGAAGUUCAAGAGAUCAACGACUUCGGCGGCGCAGUUCCCGACGAUACCGACGAAAGGAGAGAUGACGAACGGAGCGCUGCACUAGCACGACGAGCGAGACUGGGCGACUAUGACGAAGCGCUUAUCCUGGAGCAGCUGGCGCGUAACCGCGUCUUUCUUACAGACGAAGGAUUGGCUAAACUCCGCAACGCCUUCGUGAUAGUAGUCGGAUGCGGCGGCGUUGGCUCCCACGCAACAGCUGCGCUCGCACGUUCCGGAUGUGGUAGACUGCGACUCAUCGACUUCGACCAAGUCACACUAAGCUCAUUGAAUCGCCACGCCGUUGCCACUCUUGCGGAUGUAGGCACGCCGAAAGUUCUUUGCUUGCAAAAGCGGCUUGAGCAGAUCGUACCUUGGACGCAGUUUGAUUGUCGCAAUCAGCUAUUCGGACAGAAGACGGCAGAGCAUCAGCUUGCGCCGUGGGAGGAUGGGCAAAAGCCCACGUAUGUCAUUGAUGCAAUUGAUAAUAUCGACUCGAAGGUGGCGUUACUGCAUCACUGCCAUAAGCAUGGGCUGAAAGUGAUAUCGUCUAUGGGCGCUGGCUGUAAGUCUGACCCAACUCGCGUCUUCAUCGGCGAUAUCUCUGCCUCUGCCGAGGAUCCUCUUUCCCGCACGACACGGCGGAAGCUGCGCAUCUUGGGAGUUAGCGAAGGCAUACCCGUGGUGUUCUCGUCCGAGAAGACGGGUCCAGGCAAAGCUCAGCUCUUACCGCUGCCGGAAGAAGAAUUCGCCAAAGGCCAGGUCAACGAGCUUGGCGUCUUGCCCGACUUCCGCGUCCGCAUCCUACCCGUGCUGGGGACAAUGCCAGCGGUCUUCGGGCUGUGUGUGGCGAAUCAUGUCAUGCUAGAUAUCGCAGACUAUCCGCACGACUACCUCGCCAGCAAAUGUCGGGAAAAGAUGUACGACGGCAUCCUGGCGCAACUGCAAGGGCUAGAAGAGCGCGUGGCGAAGCAUCAAGGCCAUAACCCGGUCGGGCUGCGCAUACCAGUAAUGGCUGAUGAUGUUGGCUACGUUGUGGAGGAGGUUUGGAAGGGUCGUAGUGCUGUAUCCGGGCUAGCGAGUCGAUUGGCGCUUGCUAGGUGGCGGAAGCCGGAGGGUGACUGGGUCGAUAAGCAGACGCCAGGUCAGAAGGCGGAUGUGCUUCAGCUUGACGAUUUGGUUUGUAUGACGAAGGACGAGAUGUUACGGCAUGAGCGGGAGGUGUUGAAGGAAGGCAAGCCGCCCGAGCAGCUCUAUGACAAGGAGGUCUGUGAGCUGGUGGAGCGGCGAUGGAAGGAAGAACGAGCAUAUAGAGCUCAGAGAUAGUAUGAACGAAACGACUCUCCACUUCCUCAUCAGCCUGUAAUUGCUUGACAAACCCUGAAGGUUAUGCUCGUGCAAGGAUGCAAUGUCCUCAGAUUAGCUCUCUUAUGUUCUCAGUGACGACCAGAACCCCUGACCGGCGAUGCUGGUCAAAAAGCCGGUUGCCUGCAACUUUGGCUUUUGACACGGAUUAUCAUCACUGGACAUUGCAAAGCAUGCUUGCAGAAGCAACCCACCUUCUGCCG